ACGAGCUCGUGGAAUUCGGGGUUCAACCACUGCUCUGUUGGAGAUAGAGAAGUGGCUGAACUCCGGGACAGGUGGAUGGAAUUUCAAGGGAUUAAGAAUUGGGAAGGCUUGCUUGAUCCACUUGAUGAUGAUCUUCGUAAGGAGAUCUUGAGGUAUGGGAAAUUCGUUGAAGCAGCCUAUCGUUGCUUUGACUUUGACAUGUCCUCACCUACAUACGCCACAUGUCUUUAUCCUAAGAGUUCAAUGUUGACAGACUGCGGAUUAGACAAGACCGGUUACAAGGUGGUCAAGAACUUGUACGGCACGUGCGUGGUCCAAAUGCCACGAUGGACUAAAAAGACGUUCCCGAACCUAGCGUCUCCGCAAUCUAGCUGGAUUGGUUACAUGGCCGUUUGCGACGACGAAAAAGAGAUCGCAAGGCUCGGGCGCCGCGAUGUGGUGAUCGCUUAUCGAGGUACCGCCACCUCAUCCGAAUGGCUCGAGAAUUUUCGCGCCACGUUGACUUGCUUACCAAACGACAUGAUGACGUCUGACAAAAAAUAUGAUCAACCCAUGGUACAAAGUGGACUCUUGAGCUUAUACACAACAAACACCCAAUGUGACCAAAGUUUGCAAGACACAAUUAGAGAAGAAAUUGGCAAGAUUGUUGAUAAAUAUAGUGAUGAACCAUUAAGUAUAACUAUCACAGGACAUAGUCUUGGUGCUGCCCUUGCAACAUUAACAGCGUAUGAUAUUACUACAAAAUUUAGUAACGCACCCAUUGUGAGUGUUGUAUCAUUUGGAGGGCCUAGAGUUGGAAACAAAAGUUUUCGAUGCCAAUUAGAGAAAAGUAGUACAAAUAUUCUCCGAAUCGUCAACUCCGAUGACCCCGUUACAAAAGUUCCGGGGUUCGUCAUCCACGACGAUAUUGAUGAUGUGGCAGAAAGAGAGACUACCCGCGUGGCGUCCACGAGGAUGCGAAGCUGGCUACAAAAAUGCAUGGAGGAUACCCAAUGGGUGUAUGCUGAGGUAGGCAAAGAACUUAGAUUAAGUAGCAAAGACUUAUGUCCACAAAUAAUAAACAAAGGGAACGUUGCCACGUGUCACGAUCUCAAGACAUAUCUACACUUGGUAGACAAUUUGUAA
This is a messenger RNA of Solanum stenotomum, 1125 nucleotides long. RefSeq names its product phospholipase A(1) DAD1, chloroplastic-like. The record is from RefSeq and is a predicted model, not a curated record. Lineage: Eukaryota; Viridiplantae; Streptophyta; Magnoliopsida; Solanales; Solanaceae. The transcript has a single exon. Gene Ontology annotation, molecular function: glycerophospholipase activity. The coding region runs from base 76 to 1125 and encodes 349 amino acids. Gene Ontology annotation, biological process: lipid metabolic process.